Medicago truncatula (barrel medic) is the source of this 1405-nucleotide messenger RNA. Its product is annotated as transcription factor TCP17. The record is from RefSeq and is a predicted model, not a curated record. Gene Ontology annotation, molecular function: DNA-binding transcription factor activity; sequence-specific DNA binding. Bases 248 to 1405 code for a protein of 385 amino acids. Gene Ontology annotation, cellular component: nucleus. NCBI's taxonomy places the organism in Eukaryota, Viridiplantae, Streptophyta, Magnoliopsida, Fabales, Fabaceae. The transcript has 2 exons.
UCUUCUCAAAUAAUUAACAUUUUUGUCCUCAUUUGGGAAAUACUUUCAUUUUAGGGUAUAUAUUUCUACUUCUCCUACUUGCUGCAGCUCCAAUAUUCAUUUCUUCUCUUUCUAGCUAAGCUUUGUUGGAACACAAUAACCAAAUAGCUUCCUCAAUUUUCUCUUACAAGGAUAUAUAUGCUUGAAGUUAGCACAAUAUUUAUAUGUAAAGUAUAAUUGAAGGUGAAAAGGAUUUCAUAAAAACUAGAUGAUGGCAAGUUCAAGAGAAGGAAAUUAUCAAGCAAAGCAAGAAGGAGGUGAUACUAGUAUGGAAAAUAUUGAAAAAAUUUCAAAGGCACCUUCAAGUACAUCAAGACAAUGGUCAACAUCAAGUUUAAGAAAUCCAAGAAUUGUGAGAGUAUCAAGAACAUUUGGAGGCAAAGAUAGGCAUAGCAAAGUUUGUACAAUAAGAGGGUUAAGAGAUAGAAGGAUAAGGCUUUCAGUUCCAACAGCAAUUCAAUUAUAUGAUCUUCAAGAUAAACUUGGUUUAGGACAACCAAGUAAAGUAAUUGAUUGGUUACUUGAAGCAACAAAAUUAGACAUUGAUAAACUCCCUCCACUUCAAUUUCCUCAAAGCUUUUCACAAUUUCAUCCUCUUCAUUCACAAACCCUACUUCCUUUUCAUGAUCAAUCAAGUAAUAUUGCUUCUCAUGAACUUUCUCUUGGUCCUUUAUAUGAUCCUAAUUCCACAUUUGUUGGAAUUCAAAAUCUUAUGGCAAGGUCAAAAUUUUGGGACAUAGAUUCAAGGACUAAAGGUAAAGAAGUUGAAAGAGAGUACUUUAGUGAAAAGGAUAAGUGGAUCAAAACAAAUGAGGAAGAAAAUCAAGUUGGAGAAGCUAGUUACAAUAAUUUUCAUCAAGUUUCAACUCAAAAGCUUUUCCCUAUGGAGACUCAUUCUAAUUUUCUUAACAAUGCUAUGUCAUAUAACAACUACCAUUCAGAAGCUUCUAGUUUGUCUUUAUCUCAAUUUGGAAGUAGUAAUGGAUUGUUCCAAUCUCAUCAUCAACAAGUAGAUCCAAAUCAAAGUAAUGGAAAUGGUUUACACUUCCCAUUUCCUUUUGCAAAUUCACAAUUAUUGUUUGGUCCUUCUUCUUCUUCUACUACACCAUCAUCAUCACAUUUGAGUAGUACUCCUUUUAUGAACAAUCCAGUUGAAAAUGAUCCAAGAAUACAAUUCAACCAUUUUCAGUUCAUAAACUCAAGCUCUUCACAAACUAUGCCUCAUCCUCUCAUUCCAUCUUUUCAUCACUCAUUCAAUUCACCUCCGGUUAGACCUUUUCCGAUACCAUUUAGCUCCAAGCUUCUUGAUUCUAAUAACAAUAACAAUAGUAACCAACUGGAUGAUAAUAGUGCUCCUCGUUCUUGA